Messenger RNA from Fusarium redolens, 930 nucleotides. Its product is annotated as lactate dehydrogenase/glycoside hydrolase. The transcript has 3 exons. The coding region runs from base 1 to 930 and encodes 309 amino acids. Gene Ontology annotation, biological process: carboxylic acid metabolic process. The record is from RefSeq and is a predicted model, not a curated record. Gene Ontology annotation, molecular function: oxidoreductase activity, acting on the CH-OH group of donors, NAD or NADP as acceptor. NCBI's taxonomy places the organism in Eukaryota, Fungi, Ascomycota, Sordariomycetes, Hypocreales, Nectriaceae.
AUGGACUCGAGUUCUCCUAUCGCAAUCAUCGGCGUCGGCGAAGUUGGCGGGGCCGUCGCCUACAAUCUAACACUGGGCUCCAUCGCCAGCGAGUUGCUUCUCGUUGACCUUGACUUGACCUUGAGAAACGCUCAAGUCGAAGAUCUCUCGGAUGUGGCCUACAGCACUGGCAGAAGCACACGAGUGCGACCUGCCACGUACCGGGAGCCGGCCCAGAGUGAUAUCGUGGUCAUCACCGCCGCAUCCAAGCACACAUUAGGCCAAACCACUGCCGACUACACAUCUCGGAACACCUCCAUGAUCCGGGAAGUCAUGGAUGCAAUGAAGCCUUUCCGAUCCGACACUAUUUUGCUCGUCGUUGCAAACCCUGUUGAUCUGCUCACUUCCAUCGCUCAGGAAAUGUCUGGGCUUCCCAAGUCACAAGUCAUAGGUUCAGGAACCUCUCUGGACACUUCCAGGCUACGCGGAAUGGUUGCGUCUCGAGGUUCGGUCUCCCCCUCUUCCAUAGGUGUUUUUGUGGUUGGUGUUCACGGAGAAGAGCAAGUUACUGCAUGGUCGAUGGCAACUGUUGGUGCAGUCCCCAUUUCUGAGGUCCAGAUGUUUAGCUCUCUUGAUCGUACAAGAAUCGACAGCAUCUGCAAGCAUCGAUCCCAAGUCAUCAUCCGAGGUAAAGGCUCGGCCCCAUUCGGAAUUGCUUCUAUAACUGCAAACCUAUGCUGUUCUAUUCUCUUGGACAAGAGUGAAAUCAACCCUGUCUGCCAUUUCCAACCUCAGUUCGAUUGCUGUCUGAGCAUGCCUGCUAUCAUUGGAAGGAAAGGAAUUCUGAGCACCAUGCACCUGUCGUUGGACGAUCAGGAGCAGGCAGCUAUAGCAGCAUCAGCGAAGCACUUGAAGGACAGGAUUGAGUGGAUCCAAAAGGAUUGGUGGUAG